This is a messenger RNA of Pelodiscus sinensis (Chinese soft-shelled turtle), 1793 nucleotides long. NCBI's taxonomy places the organism in Eukaryota, Metazoa, Chordata, Testudines, Trionychidae. The record is from RefSeq and is a predicted model, not a curated record.
CUGACCAGCACGGUGAACCCAAAAAUCAGAGAAGCAAAGAGUCAAGAGAAAUAAGAAUUGAAACACAGUUGUGGCUGUGAGGAGUUUUAUCACUCUUCUUUUUUUUGCCAUUCCAAUCCAUUUCACACCACUGAAGAAGAUGGUACAAAACAUCCCUCCAACCUGAAAUUUCAGAUGGAGGAGCUGGUCUGGAAGCAAUGAACUGCAGUAGGAUGUGUCUUCCUUGGUCACAGGUGCUCAUAAUGCUGAAUGAACCUGAGAUGCGCACCUCUGGCUCAGCAGGUUGCAAGGGGGCAUGGAGCAGAUAUAAUAGCAAUUGGAUUUCUUGUUGUGAAAAGACCAUGAAAAAAGUCCCAACUGGCAACAAAACAUCCAAUCGUGGAACGAGGCACGAGACACAAGAAUCUGAGCCUCUGGGUAUCUCUAGCGAAUAUGUUAUGUUUUCACAUUACAGACACGGUGUUCCACACACAGCAGCAAAUGCGCCGAACACAGCUGCGAGGCAAGGAAUGAACAGAACUCCGCCCGGCAGGUGUACUGUACAAAUGCACAUGCACAGGUCCACAGUCUUCAAUACAGCGGGUAAAGAUGCUGCCGGGCACAGGCAGUUGGCCACAGGGAGAAGUGAAGAUCGGAAAAGUGGCCAGGCUGUGUGCAAGCAAGAGUGUCUACGCUACACCGGGCUUUUCAAUUUCAACACUGCAUGCCUAAGCAAGGCGCCGUCCCAGCAGCACCGAAUCAGACCGAGAAAAACACCACGGCAACUCCAAAAAGAAAACCAGUCGGCCACAAUCAUUCAGUCCGCCUGGCGGGGUUAUCAGGUCCGAAGGGAGAUGGAUGGGAUGAAUAAAGCGGCUGCCAAAAUCCAAGCUGUGUUUCGAGGCUACAGGACGCGACAGGAGCUGCCUCUGGGAUUUCACACCUGUGGCAAGGAUGAAGGGCUACAAUUGAAAAAGAAAAGGAAAGCAGAAAGCCAGAAGAAGCUAUUCCCAGUCAUUCUGGGGUUCUAUCAGCUGUGGGAUUGGGACUCGGAUACAUCGGGCAGCCUCUCACAAAGUGACAGCGAAAGAAGCCAGCACGAGACUUCCGAAAGAGAAGGCACCUUGUUUAUCCCCACAGCGGUCUUCCCGAAAGUAGAGUCUUCACUCAAGACCAAGAGGAAAGAUUUUGUGUUCCCUAGUGGCUUGCCUACCCUGAAUGUCUUCGAAAGCAAGACACAGCAGCGAGGGAUGGGUUCGGCCGCAAUGCAAAUCCAAGCUGCGUGGAGGGGGUAUCAAGCCAGAAAGCAGCUGAGGGAAAUGAAAAGGCAAGCUCAGAUCAAGGCAGAGGAGAGCCAAUGGUUUUCUGAUGGCUUUAAAAACAGUCCUGAGAGCUGUGAGACACCAGGGCCAUCUGCUGUUUCAGAAAUUCAGUCUUCGGCUCCCAAGCAAAAAGACCCAGUGCGGGAACCUGAACAAGACUCCUCCGUAAAGGAGGAACCUAGUAAGGAAAGCAAAGGAACUAAUACAGAAGGUAGUGUGCCAUCUAUUAGAAAUAUUAACAUAUGCACCCUUGUGAAGGGGGUGCCAGCUGCUAGCAGACCCCCCAUCUCCAUACGCGUGUCCAGUCCUAAUGCCAUCGUGCAGGGAUACCACCGAGACAUGAGCAGAGGGACACGGGGGCUUUACACAGUCAAAAAUCACAGUGAUCCCAGGCCUUCUCAAAUCAUUGUGCAAAUAAACAUGGUGGAGAAGGAAAGUAAUCCAAGAACUCUUCCUUAGUAAUGGUAAAGAGAAAUAAAAGCUGGUACUUGA